This is a messenger RNA of Baudoinia panamericana UAMH 10762, 1437 nucleotides long. RefSeq lists its product as uncharacterized. The record is from RefSeq and is a predicted model, not a curated record. The transcript has 2 exons. Lineage: Eukaryota; Fungi; Ascomycota; Dothideomycetes; Mycosphaerellales; Teratosphaeriaceae. Gene Ontology annotation, molecular function: protein binding. Bases 32 to 1021 code for a protein of 329 amino acids. Gene Ontology annotation, biological process: regulation of barbed-end actin filament capping. Gene Ontology annotation, cellular component: nucleus; cytoplasm.
AAACUUUCAACAUAUUUUGCAAAGCAUCAGCAUGGAUCUCGCUCCACUCUACAAAGUGCAAGACCCAUGGGAAAUUGAUAUCGUCAGUCAUCUUGGACCUCUUCCUACAGUAGAUCCUGUCGAACUUCUCCCCGGGCUGAGUGUCAGUAUCGAACCCCCAGAAGCCGGUGAUUCGGACCUACAAGCGGCGAUCUGCGCAAUAGAGACCGGAGAUUUGAUUACUACGAACCGAGUUACCCUAAAGAUUCUCAUCGAAGAUGGUGCUGAAUCACGCCGCCUUCACUAUUGCCUGCUGCGAGCCGCUUGCAAAGGGAAUGUUCCGCUGGUCCGUGAAGUUCUUGCCCGAGGCGUCUCAGUCAACAAAGAAACAGUUAAGGUCGCGAUAAAAGCAAAGGCACUGCCACUCUUCUCCACUUUUCUGGAUGCUGGCUGGGACAUCAAUGAGCCAUUAGGACCUUGGCAACCACCGUGUCUCUCUCUCUGCAUCCACGACCGAGAUUUGGUAGCGUGGCUACUAGCCAACGGCGCUGAUCCUAACCGGCGGUGUGAAAUCGAUUUGACUCCUUUAUCUACGGCUGUCGAAGCUGCAUCAUUCGAAGUUAUCAAGCUGAUGUUUGAAUAUGGUGGCCAUAUCGGACACGGACAGCUCCUUCAUUAUGCAGUCCGCCGCAAAGGCGGGGAUCAGAUGGAAAUCGUUCGUUUCAUUCUCUUACAAGGAGCUCACGUUGACCACGUCAUGUAUCAGAACGAUCUCAAAUCGUACCAUCUACAGAAGGCUUUCGGACUCGGGACUGCAUUGCACGAGGCAGCGCGACUAGGCAGGGUUGAUGUCAUCGAUCUUUUGGCGGCACAUGGCGCGAACCCGUUGAUCGAAGACUCUUUGGGCAGGUUGCCGCUACAGAUUGCGCAAAGGGAAGCGAAUAAGCGAGCUGAAGAAGCUCUUCGUCAGAUGUCGGCAAGAGCUAGGGUACCGGAGUACCAGUUCACUGCCGCAGCACGACUACAAGAUGCAUGGAGAUAAUAAUGUCAUCACUCUAGGGCCACCUUCAGAGCUUGUGUAAUAACGGCGAUGACGUUCGGUGACCGUGCUGUCGCAGCUGCCUUGCUGAAUUCCAGCAACAGAAUAUUGCUCAAGAGGGUAUAGAUUUGAGUCCUCACGCUCGCUUAGCCUGGUUCCGCAGUGACACGAUCACGAGCAUCGCUUGUGUGCCGCUAUUCUGCGCUAACGUUAGCUCACUGCCCUGCCCUGCUUUUGAAUGUCGAGCAGUUAGAACUCCUUCGCAUCAAAAAUGGUGCGCGAAUCAACGGAGGGACCAUCAAUGUUGUGGACCCUCGGAUUCUCGCUGCAAUCAUCACUGCCUAGAUGUAGCACAGCACAAACCCACCGUGUGCAUGGGCAUAAUGCGUCCGCAUAUCUGUGGCACAUCGGCGAUGUCA